AUGGCGGAAGAUGGCAUCGAUCGCAAGGCCGAGGAACGCAUGGAGUUCUCUACCUCCAAGGAGGUCAGCGUCGCCCCGACCUUCGAGGCCAUGCAUCUGAAAGAGAACCUCCUCCGCGGCAUCUACGCCUAUGGCUACGAGUCGCCAUCUGCAGUCCAGUCCCGUGCGAUUGUGCAGAUAUGCAAGGGCAGGGACACAAUCGCACAGGCACAGUCGGGGACGGGCAAGACGGCGACAUUCAGCAUCAGCAUUCUCCAGGUCAUUGAUACGGCAGUGCGGGAGACGCAGGCACUCGUCCUGUCGCCAACCCGAGAACUGGCCACACAGAUUCAGUCCGUCCUCCUAGCGCUCGGAGACUACAUGAACGUGCAAUGCCAUGCGUGCAUUGGGGGGACGAACGUUGGUGAAGAUAUUCGCAAGCUGGACUAUGGGCAACAUGUUGUGAGCGGUACCCCGGGACGAGUGGCUGACAUGAUCCGCCGCCGUAAUUUGCGGACUCGCAACAUCAAGAUGCUGGUCCUGGACGAAGCCGAUGAGCUCCUUAAUAGAGGGUUCCGCGAGCAGAUCUACGAUGUGUAUCGGUACCUUCCUCCGGCUACUCAGGUGGUGGUCGUGAGCGCCACUCUUCCCUAUGACGUCCUGGACAUGACGACGAAGUUCAUGACAGACCCAGUCCGCAUCCUGGUCAAGCGCGACGAAUUGACGCUCGAAGGGCUCAAGCAGUACUUCAUUGCUGUAGAAAAGGAGGAUUGGAAGUUCGACACCCUAUGCGACCUCUACGACACCCUCACCAUCACACAAGCAGUCAUCUUCUGCAACACCCGCCGCAAGGUCGACUGGCUCACGGACAAGAUGCGCGACGCCAACUUCACAGUCUCGAGCAUGCACGGAGAAAUGCCGCAGAAGGAACGCGACAGCAUUAUGGGCGAGUUUCGGCAAGGCAACAGCCGGGUGCUGAUCUCGACGGACGUGUGGGCGAGAGGGAUUGACGUGCAACAGGUCAGCUUGGUGAUCAACUACGAUCUGCCGUCGAACCGUGAGAAUUACAUCCACAGGAUUGGUCGAUCGGGAAGGUUUGGGAGGAAGGGAGUCGCGAUCAACUUCGUGACUAGCGAGGAUGUGCGCAUUCUGAGGGACAUUGAGCUCUACUACUCCACCCAGAUCGACGAGAUGCCGAUGAACGUUGCCGAUUUGCUCUCGUGA
Saxophila tyrrhenica is the source of this 1203-nucleotide messenger RNA. RefSeq names its product RNA helicase (gene FAL1). Lineage: Eukaryota; Fungi; Ascomycota; Dothideomycetes; Mycosphaerellales; Extremaceae. Gene Ontology annotation, cellular component: nucleolus; catalytic step 2 spliceosome. The coding region runs from base 1 to 1203 and encodes 400 amino acids. The transcript has 3 exons. Gene Ontology annotation, molecular function: RNA helicase activity; ATP binding; mRNA binding. The record is from RefSeq and is a predicted model, not a curated record.